CGCCUAGCAUCAAACACGCAACCUACAUCCAUAGCACAGCAUAAGGACCACGCCUAGCGAAGAAACUACGGGCGUGCGGAGCGCGGGAGCGCGCAAAUAGAGAAAGAAGGCGCCGAUGUGCAAGGUUCGAGAGGCGCGCCGGGCCGUAAAGGUCUCCCGCGCCUAAUUCGCCCCGCGAACCCUUCGCACGAUCCGUUGACCUCUUCGCACCCCGAUUCCGCCUCGUCAUGCGCUCUACUAUUCCAUCCCGUCAUCCAUUGUCAUACUCCCUUUCGCCUUCCGCACUCCUAUUCCGCCCCGCUGUUUGCACUCCUUUACCCGCAAACCUCUCCGCUGCGAGGAGAGACAGAGAGAUAGGGAGGAGAGAGAGGAGAGACACAGCGUGUAAGGGAGGAGCGAGGAGAGACAGAGCGAGGAGAGACAGAGAGAUAGGGUGGAGAGAGAGGAGAGACACAGCGUGUAAGGGAGGAGCGAGGAGAGACAGUGAGAUAGGGAGGAGUGAGAGAAGAGGCACAGCGUGUAAGGGAGGAGCGAGGAGAGACAGAGAGAUAGGGAGGAGAGAGAGAAGAGACACAGCGUGUAAGGGAGGAGCGAGGAGAGACAGAGAGAUAGGGAGGAGUGAGAGAAGAGGCACAGCGUGUAAGGGAGGAGCGAGGAGAGACAGAGAGAUAGGGAGGAGAGAGAGGAGAGACACAGCGUGUAAGGGAGGAGCGAGGAGAGACAGAGAGAUAGGGAGGAGAGAGAGAAGAGACACAGCGUGUAAGGGAGGAGCGAGGAGAGACAGAGAGAUAGGGAGGAGUGAGAGAAGAGGCACAGCGUGUAAGGGAGGAGCGAGGAGAGACAGAGAGAUAGGGAGGAGAGAGAGGAGAGACACAGCGUGUAAGGGAGGAGCGAGGAGAGACAGAGAGAUAGGGAGGAGAGAGAGAGGAGAGACACAGCGUGUAUGGGAGGAGCGAGGAGAGACAGAGAGAUAGGGAGGAGAGAGAGGAGAGACACAGCGUGUAAGGGAGGAGCGAGGAGAGACAGAGAGAUAGGGAGGAGAGAGAGGAGAGGCACAGCGUGUAAGGGAGGAGCGAGGAGAGACAGAGAGAUCGGGAGGAGAGAGAGGAGAGACACAUCGUGUAAGGGAGGAGAGAGGAGAGACAGAGAGAUCGGGAGGAGAAAGAGGAGAGACUCAGCGUGUAAGGGAGGAGCGAGGAGAGACAGAGAGAUAGGGAGGAGAGAGAGGAGAGACACAGCGUGUAAGGGAGGAGCGAGGAGAGACAGAGAGAUAGGGAGGAAAGAGAGGAGAGACACAGCGUGUAAGGGAGGAGCGAGGAGAGACAGAGAGAUAGGGAGGAGAGAGAGGAGAGACACAGCGUGUAAGGGAGGAGCGAGGAGAGACAGAGAGAUAGGGAGGAGAGAGAGGAGAGACACAGCGUGUAAGCGAGGAGCGAGGAGAGACAGAGAGAUAGGGAGGAAAGAGAGGAGAGACACAGCGUGUAAGGGAGGAGCGAGGAGAGACAGAGAGAUAGGGAGGAGUGAGAGAAGAGGCACAGCGUGUAAGGGAGGAGCGAGGAGAGACAGAGAGAUAGGGAGGAGAGAGAGGAGAGACACAGCGUGUAAGGGAGGAGCGAGGAGAGACAGAGAGAUAGGGAGGAAAGAGAGAGGAGAGACACAGCGUGUAUGGGAGGAGCAAGGAGAGACAGAGAGAUAGGGAGGAGAGAGAGGAGAGACACAGCGUGUAAGGGAGGAGCGAGGAGAGACAGAGAGAUCGGGAGGAGAGAGAGGAGAGACACAGCGUGUAAGGGAGGAGCGAGGAGAGACAGAGAGAUAGGGAGGAGAGAGAGGAGAGACACAGCGUGUAAGGGAGGAGCGAGGAGAGACAGAGAGAUAGGGAGGAGAGAGAGGAGAGAAACAGCGUGUAAGGGAGGAGCGAGGAGAGACAGAGAGAUAGGGAGAGAGAUAGGGAGGAGAGAGAGGAGAGACACAGCGUGUAAGGGAGGAGCGAGGAGAGACAGAGAGAUAGGGAGGUGAGAGAGGAGAGACACAGCGUGUAAGGGAGGAGCGAGGAGAGACAGAGAUCGGGAGGAGAGAGAGGAGAGACACAGCGUGUAAGGGAGGAGCGAGGAGAGACAGAGAGAUAGGGAGGAGAGAGAGGAGAGACACAAUGUGUAAGGGAGGUGCGAGGAGAGACAGAGAGUUUGGGAGGAGAGAGAGGAGAGACACAAUGUGUAAGCAAGGUGCGAGGAGAGACAGAGAGAUAGGGAGGAGAGAGAGGAGAGACACAAUGUGUAAGGGAGGUGCAAGGAGAGACAGAGAGAUCGGGAGGAGAGAGAGGAGAGAUACAGCGUGUAAGGGAGGAGCGAGGAGAGACAGAGAGAUAGGGAGGAGAGAGAGGAGAGACACAGCGUGUAAGGGAGGAGCGAGGAGAGAUAGAGAGAUAGGGAGGAGAGAGAGGAGAGACACAGCGUGUAAGGGAGGAGCGAGGAGAGACAGAGAGGUAGGGAGGAGAGAGAGGAGAGAUACAGCGAGUAAGGGAGUAGCGAGGAGAGACAGAGAGAUAGGGAGGAGAGAGAGGAGAGAGACAGCGCGUAAGGGAGGAGCGAGGAGAGACAGAGAGAUAGGGAGGAGAGAGGGGAGAGACACAGCGUGUAAGGGAGGAGCGAGGAGAGACAGAGAGAUAGGGAGGAGAGAGAGGAGAGACACAGCGUGUAAGGGAGGAGCGAGGAGAGACAGAGAGAUAGGGAGGUGAGAGAGGAGAGACACAGCGUGUAAGGGAGGAGCGAGGAGAGACAGAGAUCGGGAGGAGAGAGAGGAGAGACACAGCGUGUAAGGGAGGAGCGAGGAGAGACAGAGAGAUAGGGAGGAGAGAGAGGAGAGACACAAUGUGUAAGGGAGGUGCGAGGAGAGACAGAGAGUUUGGGAGGAGAGAGAGGAGAGACACAAUGUGUAAGCAAGGUGCGAGGAGAGACAGAGAGAUAGGGAGGAGAGAGAGGAGAGACACAAUGUGUAAGGGAGGUGCAAGGAGAGACAGAGAGAUCGGGAGGAGAGAGAGGAGAGAUACAGCGUGUAAGGGAGGAGCGAGGAGAGACAGAGAGAUAGGGAGGAGAGAGAGGAGAGACACAGCGUGUAAGGGAGGAGCGAGGAGAGAUAGAGAGAUAGGGAGGAGAGAGAGGAGAGACACAGCGUGUAAGGGAGGAGCGAGGAGAGACAGAGAGGUAGGGAGGAGAGAGAGGAGAGAUACAGCGAGUAAGGGAGUAGCGAGGAGAGACAGAGAGAUAGGGAGGAGAGAGAGGAGAGAGACAGCGCGUAAGGGAGGAGCGAGGAGAGACAGAGAGAUAGGGAGGAGAGAGGGGAGAGACACAGCGUGUAAGGGAGGAGCGAGGAGAGACAGAGAGAUAGGGAGGAGAGAGAGGAGAGACACAGCGUGUAAGGGAGGAGCGAGGAGAGACAGAGAGAUAGGGAGGUGAGAGAGGAGAGACACAGCGUGUAAGGGAGGAGCGAGGAGAGACAGAGAGAUAGGGAGGAGAGAAGGAGGGACAGAGCAUCGAAGAGGGAGAGUGAGGGGGGGGAGGUAGCAACAAGAGGCAUUAUAUGGAGGAACGAAAUGAGUGCAGAUGUAGAAAUGGGAGGCACUUUAGGUGUCCAACAGUGCACCACUAGGUCCGUCUGCCUCAUUCUCUUCCCUGCUCUCUGCAAUUAUCGUUGCCUGCUGAAUGUGGCCAUGGGUGCAUGGGUUCGUGCAUGCAUGGCAUGAUGCAUUGGCUCAUGGGCGUAUGGCAUGAUGCAUGGGUAUGUGGGUUCAUGGGCGUAUGGCAUGAUGCAUGGGUAUGUGGGUUCAUAGGCGUAUGGCAUGAUGCAUGGGUAUGUGGGUUCAUGGGCGUAUGACAUGAUGCAUGGGUAUGUGGGUUCAUGGGCGUAUGGCAUGAUGACUGUGUGCAGGAGUUGUUGAGGCGACCGAACGUGCUGCUGGCAGUCAAUGCUCUAAUGGAUGCCUGGUCACAUGCAGCUAUGCACUGCCGUGCAUGCCACCAUGAUGCAUCAAUACACUAUCCAGGCACAUGAGUAGUCUAGUCUGGCCUGGUCAUUGCAGCUCUCAUCUCAAGAUGUGCGGCGCAGCAGAUUCCUACAUGGCAUGAAUGAAUUUCACUCCGUCGCUCAUUUUGAGAUCCGCUAGUGGUUGUUUCAGUAAUCAUAAAUGUAGUACCACAUUUGGUACAUGCCAACAAU
Molecule: messenger RNA, 4212 nt
Organism: Closterium sp. NIES-67
Lineage: Eukaryota; Viridiplantae; Streptophyta; Zygnematophyceae; Desmidiales; Closteriaceae
Source: the annotation of a GenBank genome assembly